Messenger RNA from Cuscuta campestris, 1111 nucleotides. Lineage: Eukaryota; Viridiplantae; Streptophyta; Magnoliopsida; Solanales; Convolvulaceae. The record is from the annotation of a GenBank genome assembly.
UAGCCCCGGUUUUAAAGUUGAUUAUGAAGUUAAACAAGGCGUAUAUGAUUGUUUACGACGCAUGGUGGCUGAUAUCGAAGAACAGGCAAGGAUUGAUGUUCAACUACAGGACUUUAAGAAGCGUCAAAAGUUAUUUGGUUCUCCAUUGGCUCAAAAGACAUUUGAUAAGCUAAGUCCAGCAGAUUGGUGGGACUCAUAUGGAGAUGAACAUCCAGACCUUCAAAAAUUUGCGAUUCGAGUAUUGAGCUUGACAUGCAGUUCGUCAGGAUGCGAGCGUAAUUGGAGUGCAUUUGAGAUGGUAAGAUUUCUAAAGUUUUAUUACAUUCUACAAUGUGCAAAUAAAUAUGACUUGAUAAUUUUCAUUAGGUCCAUACAAAGAGAAGAAAUCGUUUGAAGCAGAAAACAAUGAACGAUGUUGUUUUUGUCAUGACUAAUUCAAAAUUGGCAAAAAAGAAGAAAGCCAAGAGAUCAAAUCCGCUCAAACUAGAAGAUCUUUCGUCAGAUGAUGAGUGGAUUAUGGAAGAUGUUGGUGAAGACCCAGGAGGUGAUGAAGUUGCUGCUGGCAAUAACUCCACAGAUGUUCCAACACAAAAUGGAGAAGAAGAGGCUGCUGGCAAUAACUCCAAGGAUGUUCCAACCAUAGUUGUGAAUGGCGCUCGCCAUUCUCGCCUAAGGCGCCUAUGGCUUUGUGGCGACCAUCUGACGCCAUCUUCAGACCUGGCGAGGCGUUUUACGCCAAUCUCGCCAUAGGCAGUCGCCAUGGACGCCAAACGCUGUGGCGAAAGGCGUUCGCUAUCUACGCCAGACGCAGGUCAAGGGUUUUUCUUGACUUUUUUUUUAAAAAACGCGCUGACCUGACAGUACUCGAUCGAAACACUUCAUCGAUUCAACUGCCGAGCCUCUGCCUCUGCCCUCUAGCCGUCGAUCUGCCCUCCUCAAGUUCUCCUCAGCCGGCGCAGAGCCUCGUCUCUCUCGCGAGUCCAAACAGCGCAAAGGCAGAGUCAGAGCCGGCAAAAGUAAGACUCCACACUUCGCAGGUCACUCAUACUUUUUUUUUGUUUUCUUAUUGUUUUUUUUAAUGGUUAUUGUUUCUUUACAGCUCACUUCGCAG